AUGCGGUCUAUGAUUCCUGAGUACGCUGAUCUCAAUCUAUACGCCGAGAAUGCAUUUGACCAUGGAGAUGUAAAUGCGUAUAAUGUUCUCAUUGGCGAGGAUUCGAACUUGACUGGUGUGAUCGACUGGGACUGGUUAUCCGUCGCACCCCUCCCAGCCUUGAUCCAUCAUCCGUGGUUUAUAGCCGAAAUCCCGGGGUGGCAUAACGAGGGUGCGGAAUUCGGUGUUGAGUUUGCAGAUGACCGACAGUACCUUGAAGAUGCUAUAUGA
Molecule: messenger RNA, 270 nt
Organism: Penicillium maclennaniae
Lineage: Eukaryota; Fungi; Ascomycota; Eurotiomycetes; Eurotiales; Aspergillaceae
Exons: 2
Coding region: 1-270 (89 amino acids)
Source: RefSeq, a predicted model, not a curated record